CCAACAAAAUUAGGCAGGUGAUUCUACACUAUAGUGGCGCUAGAAUCGCCCACCUAAUUUUGUUGGCCACACUAAAGUGUAUUGUUUGUUAUUUAUAUAGUAUUAUAAAUUAAUGUUAGUAAACAAACAAUGGCGAACAAUUAAUUUCUACCUAUUAUAAUACUUAUAAAUUGAAAAUAUUUUAAUGCUUUCAAAUGCUUCUUAUUCUCCAUUUUCUCUACAACAUACACCAAAUGCUGGAGGUACACAAUAUAAUCAGUCAUACGGUACUAGUUUGUCUGUUUGUUCACCUAACAGUUUUUCGAUUGCAAGUCCAAGGUAUUCUCCUACUUCGCCGACAUAUUCAUCUGGUGUUGGAAGUUGAUAUUAUUUACCAUUAUCUCCCAAUUAUUCUUCAACGUCCCCAAAUUAUAGUGGACCAGAUGAGUCUUAAGAAAA
This is a messenger RNA of Acyrthosiphon pisum (pea aphid), 438 nucleotides long. RefSeq names its product DNA-directed RNA polymerase II subunit RPB1-like. The record is from RefSeq and is a predicted model, not a curated record. The transcript has 2 exons. NCBI's taxonomy places the organism in Eukaryota, Metazoa, Arthropoda, Insecta, Hemiptera, Aphididae. The coding region runs from base 185 to 364 and encodes 59 amino acids.